AUGACCGCGUCCGAGGAGGCGCCAGCCAGUCCUAUCUCUCCGUCGAGAGUCCUGAACAUGCCCGUUUCCACGGCCACCUGGACACGACUGCCCUUGGUGGCGCAGGAGUACGAGGGCAUCAUCGUUUCCAUCAGAGGACCAGACAGGGCAGACGGGAAGAAGUAUGUCCUGACGCUCAAGAAUGAGAUUCUGCCUCCUAGGGACGAUGGCCGUGAACAGAGCACAGUGAGCUGGGAGGCUGAUUUUGUGGCCAAGAAGCCUGGGGAUGUGAAGCUGAGAUGGGCUGAUUUCAAGGCCACCUACAGAGGGAGGGAAAAGAAGGAUGCUGGGGAGUUGGAUUUGAAGCAAGAAGGCGACUUUGAGCUACACCUCUUCGCCAUCUCGGCAUUUAAACACGUCCCAUAUGCGACGGAGAAGAAUCACGAUGACGAAGAGGAUGAUUUAAAAGCUGUAACUCCAGCAUCAGAGAAAGAUGCAGGCAAUAAGACAGGGUGGAGGAGCUUGCUCUGUGGACUGGUGUAG
Molecule: messenger RNA, 522 nt
Organism: Pochonia chlamydosporia 170
Lineage: Eukaryota; Fungi; Ascomycota; Sordariomycetes; Hypocreales; Clavicipitaceae
Product: Complex I intermediate-associated protein 30
Exons: 3
Coding region: 1-522 (173 amino acids)
Source: RefSeq, a predicted model, not a curated record